GCCCCGCCCCGGCCCCGCCCGACCUCUGUCGCACGCGACCCCGGCUGCAGCAGCGGUCACAGCACUUGGCGCGCAGAGAGAGUUGCAGCCAUGGCUGUCGCUGUGGAGGGCACCCGCAGGAAAGAGCGCAUCCUCUGCCUGUUUGACGUGGACGGGACCCUCACGCCAGCUCGCCAGAAAAUUGACCCUGAGGUGUCAGCCUUCCUGCAGAAGCUUCGAAGUAGGGUGCAGAUUGGCGUAGUGGGUGGCUCUGACUACUCAAAGAUCGCUGAGCAGCUGGGUGAUGGGGAUGAAGUCAUUGAGAAAUUUGAUUAUGUGUUUGCCGAGAAUGGGACAGUGCAGUACAAGCAUGGACGGCUACUCUCCAAGCAGACAAUCCAGAACCACCUGGGGGAAGAGCUCCUGCAGGACUUGAUCAACUUCUGUCUUAGUUACAUGGCUCUGCUCAGAUUGCCCAAGAAGCGUGGAACCUUCAUUGAGUUCCGGAAUGGCAUGCUGAACAUCUCUCCCAUCGGCCGCAGCUGCACCCUGGAGGAGAGGAUCGAGUUCUCUGAACUGGACAAG
Cricetulus griseus (Chinese hamster) is the source of this 564-nucleotide messenger RNA. NCBI's taxonomy places the organism in Eukaryota, Metazoa, Chordata, Mammalia, Rodentia, Cricetidae. The record is from RefSeq and is a predicted model, not a curated record.